CUCGACCUCGUAUCUAUACUUCAAGUUUAUAUAUAUACACCUACAUACUUAUAUACAGUAUAUAUACGAGUGGUCGAUCCAUCCUUUCGUGCGGAGAAGAGGACGAUACAAUUCAAGAGAGCCUCGAGGGCUAGUUCAAUUGUGUGGUCUGGACUUUUCCUUUUCGCAAACCACCAUCACUGCUCUCAAAUAUCAUGGCUUCCACUCACGACAAUGCCGACUAUGGCGGCGGCUACGCGCCUGAGGAUAUUUACCCUCCUCAUCAUGGCAUGUCCCCUGGCACCUACCUGUCAACGCGAAUCAAAACCCUCAAGCCACCCAUGAACAAGGCCCCUAACCCUAUCCGCUUGCUAAUGAUGCUUACCCGCCACGACUGGGCCUUCUUCUCUAUCGCUUUCAUUGCUUGGACUUGGGAUGCCUUCGACUUCUUCACUGUGUCGCUGACGGCCUCGGAUUUGGCCGAGACAUUUGAUAAAGAUGUCGCUGACAUCACCUGGGGUAUCACGCUCGUGCUGAUGCUGCGAACGGCGGGUUCCAUCAUUUUCGGUAUUGCGGCUGACCGAUACGGUCGCAAGUGGCCAUUCAUCGUCAACAAUCUACUUUUCAUCGUGCUAGAAUUGGGUACUGGCUUCACUAAUACAUACAGCCAAUUCCUGGCGACCCGAGCUCUCUUCGGUAUUGCUAUGGGCGGCUUGUACGGCAAUGCUGCCGCCACCGCUCUGGAAGACAUCCCCGACGAGGCCCGUGGAUUGUUGAGUGGCAUGUUACAACAGGGCUACGCUCUGGGUUACCUUCUUGCCACUGCUUUUGCUCGCGCUCUCGUGAAUACAACGCCCUAUGGCUGGCGACCAUUCUACUGGUUCGCCGCCGGACCUCCCGCCAUCUUCAUUGUCUGGCGACUGUUCCUGCCUGAGACCAACACCUACAUCGCCCACCAGGAACUGCGCCGCGCCAAUGGAAGCAUCGGCAAGACGUUUGUCGAGGAAGGCAAGGUUGCGCUCAAACGCCAUUGGCUUAUCCUCAUCUACCUAGUCCUUCUUAUGGCGGGUUUCAACUUCAUGUCUCACGGCUCUCAGGAUCUGUAUCCCACGCUUCUGAAAAAUCAAUUCGGAUUCAAUGCCGACCAGGUAACAGUGACGCAAGUAGUUGCCAACUUGGGCGCUAUCACAGGAGGUACAAUUGUUGGGUUCUGCUCCCAGAUCUUCGGGCGACGGUUCAGCAUCAUUGUCAUGUGCAUUCUGGGUGGCGCAUUGCUCUAUCCCUACGGGUUUGUGACGAAUGAAAGAAUCAUCGCUGUUGCCUUUUUCGAGCAAUUCGCUGUGCAAGGCGCAUGGGGUGUCAUUCCCGUUCACCUGAUGGAGCUCUCGCCUGGCGCAUUCCGCACGUUCGUCGUUGGUACAUCUUACCAACUGGGCAAUCUCGUCUCGUCUGCCAGCUCCACCAUUGAGGCCACCAUCGGCGAGCGUUUCCCUCUCCCGCCCCUCAAGAACGGCGUGAGUAGAUACAAUUAUGGCAUAGUAAUUGCUAUUUUCAUGGGCGCCGUCUAUGUUUACGUCAUCUUACUGGUACUCUUGGGUCCCGAGCACCUGGGCCGACGCAUGGACGUCGCGUAUGAUGCUGAUGCUGCAGAAGCAACCGGCCAUGAUCUUUCUGAAAAGGUUGCGUACCGUGGUCAUAGCGAGGAUGGUGAUGUAGAGAAGGCAACUGCAACCCAUGCACAGUAAGAGUAUUAUUGCAUGAUGAAAUUCCAAAGGAUAUCCCCUGUCAAGGUAACGGGUGGAAUUGGGCGAUGGAUAUAUGCCAUAUUUUGAAAGUCGAGCUAGUGUAUGUUUAUCAUGCAACAGGGAUGCCGUGCUGUAACGUUUGAACACGGGUUCUGGAUCAAAGAUCAAAUUGAUACCAUGACGAGAUACACGAGUACAUACUGAAAACACGCCUGACAUAUCUCAUGCUCCAAGCAUAAGUAUCUUCCUCCAGCAAAUUAUAGCUCUCCAGCACACUUUUUCGUACUUGUCGCAUCUUUUCCCCAAGUCCAUUGAUCGCGCCUCAAUACGUGUAAGCUUCUGCGUUCUGUCCCUUCGCGUGAGUUGAAUCUCAAGCCAAGAAAACCAGCAAUCUUCAUUCGCACCCAGAAGCAACAAUCCUACUCAGAAGCAACAACACUACCUAGGCAACUUGAAGUCAACCGACCUGUAAAGCCUCAAUCCAUGUAGACUAGUCGGUAUAUAUAUUCGGUGCCCCUCAAAUAUACAUAUAUUCAAAAUGACUAAA
This is a messenger RNA of Xylaria bambusicola, 2271 nucleotides long. RefSeq names its product sugar transporter family protein. NCBI's taxonomy places the organism in Eukaryota, Fungi, Ascomycota, Sordariomycetes, Xylariales, Xylariaceae. The record is from RefSeq and is a predicted model, not a curated record. Gene Ontology annotation, cellular component: plasma membrane. The transcript is spliced from 3 exons. Gene Ontology annotation, biological process: plasma membrane lactate transport. Gene Ontology annotation, molecular function: secondary active monocarboxylate transmembrane transporter activity. Bases 195 to 1724 code for a protein of 509 amino acids.